AUGGGACAAAUGAUCCCCCAAGAUUAUGUAUUGGCUAUGGUGCCAAUCAUUUUGUGGAUGUCUGUGGUUGUCUACGGCACCGUGAAUUCACGCUCAGUGCUCUCAUCGCUAAGCCUACGACGUUCGUUUAAGGAACUAACAAUGGAACGACACUCGCAGCUGGAUGUGUUGGAUGUGUUCCGAGUUGUUGCCAUUAUAUGGGUGAUGAUAAAUCAUACCGGUAGCGAAGGUCGUGUGGAUAAUCUGGAUCGCCUACCAUCAGCGGAAAAGUUCAAGUGUGGGCGGAGAUACACGAAAUGUGGCCCAUUUCUUCUCGGGCUGCUACUUGGCACUGCGACAACCAAGAUGAGACCGAGCCUGGAUCGCCGCAUGUCACGACUGAUCGCCACCCUCUUCUUCGUGUUGUGUGUUUGCGUCAUUUACGCGAUACUGCCGCAGUACUGGUAUGGCGACCACUUGACGCGCUACAACCUCUACUACACAGCCACCUUCCGAACAGUGUUCAGCAUCGGAGUCUGUGGAAUGAUUUUGGCGAUAGUUUCGCGUUUCGAGAGGUGA
Messenger RNA from Necator americanus (New World hookworm), 558 nucleotides. RefSeq lists its product as uncharacterized. The transcript has 3 exons. The coding region runs from base 1 to 558 and encodes 185 amino acids. Lineage: Eukaryota; Metazoa; Nematoda; Chromadorea; Rhabditida; Ancylostomatidae. The record is from RefSeq and is a predicted model, not a curated record.